UUGAUCAGCUUGAGUUCAUGAAUUCUUACACAGUUACUCAUUCAUGUUUUCAUAUUAAUACACAUCAUUGCUCAUAUAUCUGAAGCCCAGGAGCUCCAUGUUUCUCCCAGUGUUAUGUAGUUGUAGAUGUGUCCUGUGGAUGGAGACAGUGGAGCUCAUGUAGACCAGCUGCUCUGAAACAGGAUGCAACAUAUUGAGAUUAUUCCCCCAACCUGAUGGUCAUUCAGUCUUUCAGUCACAAUACUGUGACUGAAAAACAAAACAAAUCAGUGAUUUAUCAGUGUCUGCAGUUACUGGGGGAGAUGAACAAAUUUAUGAAAUGUAAAAAAAAAAAUUAAAAAAAAAAUCAGAAACAGCUGAUAAUGGCUGAGCAGGGAACCAGAACUAAAUUCAAGAAAUUAACAGUUACAUUAAGAUUGCAGAGAUUUAAGAUCAAAACCACAUUUUUUGGAAAAAGGGAAUUAGCUUUAAAAGUGGACUCUUUUGGAAAUAGAAUUCUGCUUGGUGUUUGGAUGCAUGCCGAAUUUUGAGUCUUUUAUCAAAUGGCAAAAAGAUUGUUGGUGCUCCUCAAUAUCCCCGUGAAUUUCUGCAGGCAAGCGUCAAGCCAUUAUGAAAUUUGGGAUUUUUUUGAAUGGAGUUUGGUUUGGACGUCAUGUGUGUUGGGGUUAGAUCCAGCUGUUGCACUUGCGCGCAUCGUUACCUUUAAGAUGCUCGGGGAUAAAGCGUUGUUUUAGCUAAACCCGACACCAUUUUAGCGAAGAGAGACUUUGGUCCGUCCGGUGGACGCGGCCCGGAUGACAGGACGAGUGUUUUUAGAAGCACCGGUGGAUUUUCUCCUUAAAACGAAGUGGGGGAAUUAACGGCCGAGCUAAUUCUAUAAAUGUCGGAUUUCAUUAUUUGUCGGCCUACCGAGCAGUGGCGGCGGCGGCGGGGGCGAGAGGGACGCGACGAGAGGAGAGGAGGAGACGGGGUCCACUAGGAGAGGAGGGUGCAUACACAAAAUACUUUCCCUUUAAAGCGGAGAGGGACAGAGGGGGUGAAGAAGAGAUAAAAAAAGAAAAGGAAGAAAGACAGAGAGGGAGGGAGGGCGAGGGAGAGAGUGAGAGUUUGAAAAAAAGAGAAAGAUGUCAUCCUGUCGAUUGAAACACCGAGGCGGAGCCAUGGACCGCGGCCGACCAGGAGCUCUCUAGUUAGGCGACGAGCUGUACGCAACGCCGAGGCUUGGAACCCGACGCCGCGGCCUUUUCGGAGCUAACGCAAAAUAAAUGACUCCCGAACAGCUGCUGACUAUGAUUAGCACGUUUCGACUACUCGUCCAUCUUCUGUAUAAAAAUAAUCUCUAUUUUGCAUGCAAUUCAACAAAUUUUAUUACAGUAGACAUAAGCAAAAAUGCACCAUUAAAGCAAGCAUGAUAUCAACCAUUUUGUCGCAUUUACCAAAGCAUUCUGUCAGUGCCUGUUUAAUGCCAACAGAUAUUAAUUCAUAACUCAUAGCAGCCUAAUCACUAAUAAGUGUUGGUUGAUUGAAGCUAAAUAUCGUCCGGUGUCAUUUUAUAUUUCCAUUAAUUAAUCCGGGCAGGUAGAGAGGAGCUGCCGUACAGGCCGCGGACUGUGUUUUCAUAGCUGCAGUUGGAACAUUUCUUCCCGGGCUCCGUUGCCCUCCUCCCUCCCUUCUUUGGUCCCAGCCUGGUUAGCUUUUACUGCUUCAGGAUGGACACCUCCUGGAGUAAUUUCCUCUUUCAGACGCCGCCGACCCAGAGCCAACCGGACACGCCUCUUCAGUCAGAGCUGCUGCCUGAGCUGACGGGCUCGGCCCAGAGUCCUCCUGCUGAGCACAUCGUGACGCCGCCGUCCACCGUCGACACCGCCGCCCUGAGCGAGGAGCCGCUACCUGUCAAACCGCUCACCAAACCGAGCCGGCCCGCCCACAUCUGCGCCACCUGCAACAAGGAGUUCAAGAACAGCUACAACCUGCGGCGGCACCAGUCGGUGCACACGGGCAUCAAGAUGAAGGACCGAGCCGCCCGGGAGAAGGAGGACGGAGGGAAGGGAGGACGGGUGGAGAAGCAGACCGUCCCUCUCUCCCUCCUCCACCUCACCCUGCCCCCACAGCCUCCUCCUCCCCCUCCCCCCACCGCUGCCCAGGAGACCCUCCCCCAGCCCGGUCAGCACGCCAACCAGGAGAGCCAGCCGGUCUCUGUGUCGAUCGCCCCGGCAACCGUAACCAUGGCUGCACCGCCGCAACCCAUCCAAGCAGCUGUUGUUGUUGUGGGGUCCAUGGAGCAGAACCCGAACCCAAAUCCCAAUCCCAACACUAACCAGGUGAGAAAGAACCACGCCUGUGAGGCCUGUGGGAAGGCCUUCAGAGACGUCUAUCACCUCAACCGUCACCGGCUGUCCCACUCGGACGAGAAGCCCUACUCCUGUCCCAUCUGCCAGCAGCGCUUCAAGAGGAAAGACCGGAUGAGUUACCAUGUGCGCUCACACCAGGGCGGUGUGGAGAAACCUUACAUCUGUCCGCACUGUGCCAAGGCCUUCUCCAGACCGGACCACCUGAAUAGUCAUGUUCGACAGGUGCACUCUACAGAGAGACCGUUCAAGUGCACGACGUGCACGUCGGCGUUUGCCACGCGGGAUCGUCUCCGAGCUCAUCUGAUCCGUCACGAGGAGAAGGUGCCGUGCCACAUCUGUGGGAAGCUGCUGUCUGCUGCUUAUAUCACCGACCACAUGAGGGUCCACAACCAGUCGCAGCACCACGCCUGUCACCUCUGCAACCGCAGCUUCACCACCCUCACCUACCUGCGGGUCCACGCUCAGAAGCACCAUGGCCAGGAGUGGAAGGAGAGCGGCGGGGCACGGGGGGGUUUCGGUGGGACGGGGGCCGGCGGGGUGCUGCUCUGUCAGCUGUGUGGGGUGCAGUGUAAGACAGCCACACAGCUCCAGGGUCACAUGGGCACCCACACCAACCAGGGCGACCCCAGCCCCGACCCGACGAGCACAGGCCCAGUGGGCACCACCAGUGUGGCUGUCACUGUGUCCAGUGCUAGCACAGUGGGACUGCUGGUAACUGACUGCUCCAGUAUCGCCCCCCAACCUCACAGCUAGCACGCUGGGGGGACGAGGGGGGGAGCUGGGGGUGGGACAGGGGGGAAUGGAGGCGGGGGAAUCUGGUAAAGGAGGACACAUGAAGGAGAGGACUGGACAGCAGCUAAACCAGAUUAUUCCUUAACAGACCGCCACAGGUGGACACAGACCGGGACAACCUGCCAUGGACAUCAUCUCUCCUCCUCAGUGUUGGCACGCGGUUUCAGAAGGACAGCGAGCCCAGGUUCAUCAGCAGUGUGAAACAGCUGACCUGCCUCCAACACUGAGAGGGACACACUUACUGUACAUGUUACAUACUGUACCAGACGAGUCAAAGCCAGGGAACAGAGCGUGGAUCAGACGAUAGGAAAACCUCUUUUCAUUGUUAAAGGAGGAAAAUAAAUGUGUAUUUUUAUUCAUAUGGCUUUAGCAGUUAGCUGUUUCUAUUCGCCAUCACUUCGUUGUUUUAUUUUUUAACUGACCCGCACAGCCUGUCAUGGUUUUGUAAAGCUGUCGCUGUUUUUACAUCUUUUAUAUUCCAUGAUAUCAGUGUUGGUUUACGAUGAGGACAUUGACCUGAAGACCUCAGUUAAAUGACUUAUCUCAGUUUCUCCCCUAAUUUAUUACAGAACAGUUUCUGGUUUGCCUUUGUCAGAUCCUUCAGAGCAGGGACGCCUCCAAACAGGACACGGGAACAAGUGUUUCAGAUGGGCCAUCGUGUACAUACACUUUACCAGAGCUGAUAAAGGCAAACUAAUAUUUGUUUGUGUAUAUUCUCCAUGAACAUUGAAUGUGCAUAACUUCUCUGCUUCAUAUAAUCUUUGUUCUUACUCUGGAUGCUGAUUUGUAAUUCUUGAAAAGGUAAAUUGCCAUGUACUUUGUAGCUACCUUGGUGACACAUUUUAUGUGGCUGUGCAUAUUGAUUGUACUUGAUGCAUAGUGCAUAGCGCCUCGUUACUACUGUAUUAAAAGGCAGUAAAAUGCAUGUGUGGAUUUAAGAUGAAAUGAUCUUCAUGGGUGUCUGAGUGCACUUUAUCCAUAUCUGUGGUGGAAAGUACCUAAGUUCAUGUACUUAAGCAUAAUUUUGAUACACUUUACUAAAGUAUUACUAUUUUAAACUACUACUUAUUAUUAAGCAGCUUUAGU
Messenger RNA from Toxotes jaculatrix (banded archerfish), 4229 nucleotides. It is a transcript of the gene maza, whose product is annotated as myc-associated zinc finger protein. Gene Ontology annotation, cellular component: nucleus. The transcript is spliced from 8 exons. Lineage: Eukaryota; Metazoa; Chordata; Actinopteri; Toxotidae. The coding region runs from base 1710 to 3104 and encodes 464 amino acids. The record is from RefSeq and is a predicted model, not a curated record.